This is a messenger RNA of Exaiptasia diaphana, 1527 nucleotides long. Its product is annotated as BTB/POZ domain-containing protein 7-like. NCBI's taxonomy places the organism in Eukaryota, Metazoa, Cnidaria, Anthozoa, Actiniaria, Aiptasiidae. Gene Ontology annotation, molecular function: protein binding. The record is from RefSeq and is a predicted model, not a curated record. The transcript has 3 exons. Gene Ontology annotation, biological process: morphogenesis of a branching epithelium. The annotation marks the transcript as partial.
UUUUAUUUAAUUUACAUGUAGAUGGAUGAAGUUACAAGAUGUUUAAAUAAUAAAGUAGCCAUUGGUUAACCACAAGACUCCUUUUGUGAGGGUAGAGACAAAAAUUCCUUGAAUUACAGAAAUAUUACAAUGGGUAAUGCAACAUCUGAACCAAUGCAGCAACAAACGCAGCUAAARAAAUCAUCUAAUGAUGAAAAAAGAAGAAAAUUUCCYAGAUGGCACAACAUAAGYAAAAGACUCACWAGAGGGAAAGCWAUGUUUAGAAGCCAUGACCAUGCUAAAAUGCUUAGAGAUCUUGUACAUACWUGGAGCUAUCAAGAAAUAGUUGCUCUAGUUGAGCAUUACAAAAUGCUGAUAUCUCUGAAGGAUUCUUUAAUACAAAACAAUUUAAUCCGUCCCCAUGUCCAACCACUUAAAAAUGACAUGCUUGAUUUACUUCACAAACAAUUCUGUACUGAUGUCACUCUUGUYUUUAAUGGAGUCAAAUUCCCUGCUCACAAAGCAAUACUUUCAUCMCGGUGUACAUACUUUCAAGAAUUAUUUUUAGAAAUGGAGCAAAAUAGUAAUGGUGAAAUACCGGUGAAUUUCCCYGUGGAUGGUAUCACACAYGAAAUGUUCAAAACACUUCUACAGUAUCUUUAUACRGGGGAUUUCCCUAACCAAACAUCAGGGCAUCUUGACAUGUUGAUGCAACUUGGUGAYGAAUUUGGGACGCCUAAUGUCCUYGAACAAGACUUCAAAGGACUCUUAUACAAUGGCCAACAUGCUGAUAUGAUGCUUGUAUUUCAAGGACAUCAUUAUCCUGARAUUGUGAAGGAUAARUCUGAGUUAUCAGAGACCAAUUUUGAAGUGCCYUGCCACAAGGCCAUACUCUGCGCACGUUCUUCWUARUUUAGAUCUUUGAUACUGAACAAAGAACUCCAGCUUCCAGUGUGCGAAGAUACUGGCUGCAUCCGUGUAGUKAURGAUGAAAGAAUACUUCCUCAACAAUAUGCUAGAGUUGUACUACAAUGCAUGUACACUGAUUCAUUUGAUCUUUCAUCCGUUGUGAAAUGGAGCUCAGAGGAAAGGAAGUCUUAUGGUAUAGGUACCCACAAUCUGUUGACCAUGGCUGAGAUUGCCAUGGAAGUAUACGAAGUGGCCAAGUUUAUUGAAUUUGAUGUUCUUGCACAAGGCUGUGAGGAUGUUUUACAAGAAGAGCUCUCACCUUCAUCCUUAUUAAAUGUGCUUGAAUGGAGUUCUCAACCUCAUGGAUCUGAAUGGGUGUCCAGACAAGCAGAACAGUACUUACUAGAAGAAUUUACCACAAUYGCACAAACAGACACAUUCAGCAAACUCCCUAAAAAAUACCUGGUGAAAAUAUUGCAAUCAGAUUUUCUACAGGCUUGUGAACAUGAUGUUUUGCUUUCUGUCAUAAGAUGGGGCGAGGCUCAUGCAGCUAAGAAGAUCCAAGCUAGACAAGGUAAGAAAAGCUACAUAAAUCACUCAAUAGGUGUAGCUAAGAAGAUCCAAGCUAGACAAGGUAAG